CGACAGGAGGUCAAACAGCUGGAUGCUGCCUCCCAGAGAGGCUACAGCUCCGCAGGAGGACAGUGUCCGGUGGAGAGCUGACAGAGGAGCCAGCCUGUCCGGAUACAAAAAACCCACACAGAGACCGGGAGCUUUCAGGUUUCUUCCAGUGGGUGGAGAAGAUGCGCCCUCCAACCUUAAAUUUCCAAUCAUGGCUCAUCCUAAGAAUAUAAUUAUCAAAUAUUUUCAUGUCUCCUUUUUGGGGAAGUCGUUGGCCAAGCUGCUAUUUUACUUCUCAUUUAGAGAGCAGUCAAACAUCUGGGUUUGUAUCCUCUUCUAAGCUGGAUGAGGGUUUGGUAAACGAUGAGAAAGAAUGUCGGGGUGAAAGUCGAAAGGACUCUUUGGAUCUUUGACACAACAGCUAAUGGGGGCUUCCAAAAGGUCCAUCAUACAACAUCGUUCAGGCAGUUAUUUUUUCUUUACUGGAACUUUACUGCUGCUUUCUUUUGUUGGGGUAAUGGCUUGCCCGCAUGUCUGCCAUUGCUCGGAGAGGAACGGCAAGGUGGUGCAGUGCACCUCACGCAACCUGGAGAUCAUCCCAGCCAACUUACCCAAGGACACAGUUGUUCUCCUGCUGUCGUCAAACCGAAUCAGGCAUGUCCAUAAGGAGGCCUUCGCAGACCUCAAGCAUCUCAGGGAGCUUGAUUUAUCCCACAACUCACUUGAGAGCGUGGAAGUCGGCUCCUUCCAAGGAGUUUUGGACAGCCUGCGUACCUUGGAUCUUUCAAACAACCGACUCAGCAGUCUCCCAAGAGAGACCUUUACCAAGUUGCACGCCCGGAUUCGCCUGUCCAACAACCCAUGGAACUGUGAUUGCUCCCUCCAGGAAGUUUUAAGGGAACUGAAGUUGGAUCCAGAGACGGUCAACGAGGUCAGCUGCCAAACAUCCGUGCAGGAGGAGUACGUGGGGCAGCCAGUGAUCCAAGUCUUGGACUCGGGGAUCAACUUUUGUAACUUCCACCACAAAACGACAGACAUGGCCAUGUUCAUAGCAAUGUUCUGCUGGUUCUUCAUGGUAACGGCUUACAUUGUUUACUAUAUCAAACACAACCAAGAGGACGCCAGGAGACACAUGGAGUACCUAAAGUCUUUGCCCAGUACCUCCCAUAUCAGCAAGGACUACGACACAGCCAGCAGUGUGUUUUAGUGUCACAGACAAUGAGGAAAUCUAAGGACAGACAUUUGCAGAGUUUGGAAAAAGCAUUUCCACCAUUUUAGAUUUUUAUUUUGUCCCACACAUUUAGAUCAAACUUCCAAAAAUGUUACAAAAUUUAAAAAACAAACCACUGGACUUUGUUUUCCAAGUUUGAAGACGAUUUGCUUCCCAUCAGGAAGCUUUUUCAAUUCAAUAUGUCUGGAUAAGGGCUGAGUUCCA
This is a messenger RNA of Cyprinodon tularosa, 1414 nucleotides long. RefSeq names its product leucine-rich repeat-containing protein 3-like. The transcript is spliced from 2 exons. NCBI's taxonomy places the organism in Eukaryota, Metazoa, Chordata, Actinopteri, Cyprinodontiformes, Cyprinodontidae. The coding region runs from base 404 to 1186 and encodes 260 amino acids. Gene Ontology annotation, molecular function: protein binding. The record is from RefSeq and is a predicted model, not a curated record.